AUGUCUGUGUGCUGCUGUCAAAUACAGCUGAGGAAAAGGAUUACACCAAUAUGCUGGCUUUCCUGGGUUCUGUGGUGCAGUGUGAUGCUGUCUCCUGCUUGGGGUUAUGUGAUAGUCAACUCGGUUUCGUGGUCAGUUACCAAUGAGGUGGAGGAAGAACUGGAUAGCGCCUCAAACGAGGAGGCUCUCCCUGCGCUUCUGGAAGACACGACUAGCAUCUGGAAGCAGAGCUAUCCAGCCUCUGUUUACAAAGAAGAUGGGGAAAUGAGGUCAAGGCCAGUGGCUGGGAGAUCCAAGCAAAUCUCUUCUCCUUCUAGGAUGUUUUCCUACAGGAGAGAGAGUGUCAAAGGGACAGACAGCAUUACUCCUCAGGAGCAGGCAAUCAGAACUGCCCGUUUCCUGACCCAUUAUAACAGCUGGGGCUUCUUGGCUACCGAGUCUACCCAGGAAAAGAUCCAAGGUGUACCAUUUGGGAAUUGUUUACUAGUCAGUGAUGGGCCCAUCAAUAACAGCACUGGAAUACCUUUCUUUUAUGUGACUUCAAAGGACAACACUGUGACAGAUCUCAUGAAGAACUCUGUGGCUUCUCUGACAUUGCCAGAGGCAGAAGGAGAUUUCUGCAGAAAAAAUAUAAUUGAUCCUGAGGAUCCAAGAUGUGCCAGACUGACUCUCACAGGACAGAUGGUCAUGGUACCACCAGAGGAAAUGGAAUUUGCCAAACAAGCAAUGUUUUCUAGGCACCCAGUUAUGAGGAAGUGGCCUCGUAACUACGAAUGGUUCUUUAUGAAAAUGAACAUUGAGCACAUCUGGCUUCAGAACUGGUAUGGAGGAGUUUCCACCAUUGCAGUGGAAGAGUAUUUCAAAGCAGUUCCAAGUAAAGAGUGAUUGGGUUUGAAAUAUAAAUCUUGAGUUUUCAUAUUUGCUUUCCAAAAACUUCUUCCAACACCAUGUUGUUGGAUGGGUAUUUUACAGUGAUUUUUUUCAAAAGCAUUCAGAAUGGCCCCAUCUUUUUUACUUGGAUCAAAUGCUAAUAAACCAAUAUGGAUCUUUAUAUUAAAAAUGAUAUGUGGAUGGUAAAUCCUACACUGGAACACACAAUCUUGGCAUUUCAGAUAGGAUCUAUACUUCCUGAAUGCUACUUAAAAAUGUUUUGGAUCUGCCUGUUUUGAUUUUUAGUGUCAUCCACCCAUGUGACACUUACAAUAUAUGCUAAAUAUGGCAUUCUGAUUUACAGAAAAACUAAUUACCCAUACAAAAAAUAAAUGACUGCUGUAUAUUGUGGAAGUAUUAUUGUUACUUGCUAUCUUGUUUUGUAGGUGUUCUAAGCAAAUAUCCCUAGCUGCAACUAUAAAAAGAUGUUUAAGUUUGUGUUUAUACUUUUAAUGAAGAGAUCCUCAUUUUGGAAUUUAUGUUUUAGUCAGUCACACCCUUUUCCAAAUUAUCCAGUUAAAUAUUUUGCUUGGAAAUUGAGGAGAAGGAGUGGUGGACCUUGCUGGCUAUUGCAGUGGCAAAGUACAAGCAGCUCAAACAAAAUAAAUUCAGUACACAGUGUCUUUUACCAGCACAAGGAUGAUUAAACAUGUUAAAGGGUCAAACAAGAAAUCAGACCCACCACAGGAUAAUCCCAAUACACUUAUCAACAUUCUUUUUAAAAAAUGUAGUCUCUACUAAACCUGUUUUAGAUUAUGGGACCAGAGAAAUAUUGAGUUACUUGCUGGCCUAAGGUCCUGUGUUUUUCACAUCCUGUCUCUCCCCUCAUUUUCAUUAACCUAUUCCUGAGAUAGACUUUCAUAGCCAGUCCCUGGUUCUCCCCAGUGGUGGAGCCAGCCCUUGAAUCCUGUUCCCUAGGUAGGUUUAAAAGGGAGUCUCCCUGACAUUGUCUUUGCAAGGGAAGCCUGGAAUAAUUAGUAGCAUUUUCAGUUCAAAGACCAAGCAAAAAAUUUCCAUUCUCCCUUUGCAAAACUUCACUGCAAAGCAUAUGUUGGACUGGCAACUUUUUCCUGCAGGGCCAAGUGAGGCUGCUUUAUCAGUUCUUAGCCACUGCUUACUUUAUGAUAUACCACUAAGGUUGUUCUACACCACCUGACCUAGAAUAUCUUACUAAAAAGGGUCUGAUGGCUUAAGUGGCUACUUAGCUACACAGCUUGUAAGGAAUGUGUGUCUAUUACUUACCAUUAAAUUAUACAACAGCUCUUACUGUAACACUGUGAGAGCUAGACACUGUAAGAGCUUUGUGUGCCUGUAAUGGAAGUACAGGUCUUUUGAUACCUCCUAGUGCAGUGGUGGGCAACCUGCGGCCCGUCAGGGUAAUCUGCUGGCGGGCUACAAGACAGUUUGUUUACAUUGGCACGGCUGCCUGCAGUGGUCGUGGUUUGCCGUUCCCGGCCAAUGGGAGCUGAGAGAAGCAGCGGCCAGCCCGUCCCUGUGGCCCGCGCUGCUUCCCAAAGCUCCCAUUGGCUGGGAACGGCAAACUGUGGCCACUGAAAGCUGUGGGUGGCCAUGCCUGCGGACGGUCAAUGGAAACAAACUGUCUCAUGGCCCGCCAGCGGAUUACCCUGAUGGGCUGCGUGUGGCCUGCGGGCCUCAGGUUGCCCACCACUGCCCUAGUGGAAACCUCAAAAGCCCUGAUACUGCACACCCCAGUGCACUCCUUAGGGGAAAAAAACUAGGUAAAUCAGCUAAGAACCUGGGCUUUUCUGCAUUAAUGCCCAUCCAGAGUUCAGAGGCAGUUGAGGGGUAUAUGACCAACUAGAAGCUAGUUAAGUGCAGCUGAGCCUACAUAGGUUCAAUGCAUUAAAAGAGGGUGUUAUUCUCAGGCUAUAUCUAAACUAAGGGCUUGUCUUCACUGUGGGGGGAGAUCAAUGCUGCUGCAAUUGAUGCAGCAGGUGUUGAUUUAGCGGGUCUAGUGAAGACCCACUAAAUCGAUGGCAGAACGCUUUCCGGUCAACCCCAGUACUCCACCUCUCCAAGAAGAGUAAGGGAAGUCGACUGGAGAGUGUCUCCUGUUGACACAACGCAGUGAAGACACCGGGGUAAGUUGACCUAAGUUACAUUAACUUCAGCUACGUGAAUAACGUAGCUGGAGUAGCGUAACUUAGAUCGACUUACACCAGUAGUGAAGAUAAGCCCUAAGAAAUUUUAGGAAAAUUUACCACUGAUGCUGGCAAUACUGAGAGCCUACUGCAGACAAGCUGAUGGCAGUCACUGUCAUUAUAACAACCAUGCUGAUUACACUUCCUACAAGUCUAAAUGAAGGUUAAAAGGAGGGCAGCAGUAACUUGUCUACACUAUGGUCCCACUGUUGCUAAUGCUUGGACAGCUAAACCAGCGCUAGUAACCGGGGGAAAAAUUCAGAAAAUAUCCCUGCUGUAGACAGGGUCUCAGAGGGGAUAAAGAUAUGGAGGUCAAGUCAUACAGACUAGGCUGUAAUUGACUAGAAGGCUACUGACUGCACUCUGACUCCACUAAGAAGAGAUACAAAACACAAAAGAUCACUUAGUGAUGCUCUGAGCCACAUUAUCAUAUUAUGUUUAAACAGAUUUUUAUCUGUGUUGAUGCAGAAAUAUGCCAAGGCAGCUUUGCCCACAUGAAGCCUUUUGCCAAAUAUCUCCCUCUUGCUACCACCAAUUCAGAUCCACCAGCACUAGCAGUGUUAAUUUAAUUUAAACAAAGAGCGGGUAGCCACUAUCUGUACCAUGUCAUGUAGAUCUGCUUUGAGCAGAAUUGGAUUACAUGGUGCUUAAAAUACCAUGAGCCACCCAGGCCUCUCAACUCUGGGGCCCCCAUUGUUGACAUCACUAUUGGAGCUGUGUAGGAAUGGUGGAAAAUCUAGGGGGAAAAGCCUGGGUAGACAUCUUGCUAGAAUAUUCUUUUCUGUCCUCUUUCUCUUUUUCAGCAUGUUUACUGAUUGUACAGAUAUUUUGCAGAGGGAACUGUGGUGCCUGCACUAGUGGAGGAAAUACCCUGCAUAGCUGUUUUUCCCUUGCACUUUUUUCCUACAAGUUUGCCCAAUCUGCAACCCACUUUGCUCUGUGGAAUUUAGGAACACAGGAGUUGGUCCUACACAGAUGCAUGGAAUGCUAUUAACUGAAGCUUUCCCACAUUCUUGUUAUUUUUACAUUGGGAUCUCUGUUCGUUUUGGGUCUGAUCCUAAGCCCAUUGAGGUUAAUGGGAGCUUUUUCAUUGAUUUCAAUAGGCACAGGUCUGAUUCAAUAAGGGGAUCUCUAAAGGUUUGCACAAAUAGUGACUUGUAACUGUAAUUACACAUUUUUUUGCCCCAGUUUACCUUUAUACCCAGAGAUCCCGGAAAAAGUUCACACAAAAAGCAAAUUAGACUUUCCCAAGUUUAAUGUCUAGGCACACUGAGGAGGGGAAGAAAAAUAAAAAUUUUAGGCAUUAAUAAUUACUCAUUCUUUCCUCUACAUACUUUUCUACUGGCCUGAUGACAGUAGAGUCCACAAUUCUUCUCUCUCCUGUCAAUUAAUACUCUAGUCUUUGAAGAGCUAAGGAGUUUUACCCAACACAUUUUAGGUUCUUGUCAAACCCUCGGGGCAUGAGACAUCCAGGGAGAAAAUCUUGAAACAGCAGUGAGGACUUAAGAUGUCAAAGGAGGCUUCUUAAACAGAUAUGUCAUCUUAAUCAAAAGUCUCGCUUCCACACCACAAAAGCCUCUGAAAGGCUACAGAAGCCCAUCACAAACCUGCCCAAGUAGCUUUGAAGUGACUUCUCUGAAAAAAGGGUUUUGGGAAUGGCGGGGUGGGGGCGGAGGUUGUUUGUUUAAUUGGGCCUUAAAUUAUUAGCUACAAACUAUCUAAAAAAUAUAUUAAUUGCCAAAUUUCUCAAUUUAUAUCAAUCAUCAUGUGGUAUGAGUUAAGUGAAUAGAGUUUAUUAAACUUUUAACCCAAAUAUUAUUGUAAAGAUUCUAUAAUAGAUUCAAAUUUCCCUCAGGCUAUUGGUUAUGACUAUGGGGUCUGAUCUAUGGAUAGCAAUAGUAAAUCAAUAGUAAAACUCCCUUUUAUUUCAUUCUGAUCUUAAGGAUUUGAUCCUUAGUAUUUAUAAAGUAUUGCAACUUACCAACAUGCAAUUUAUUUUCAUGUAUUCUGUACAUGUAUUCUGUACUUCAGUAAGAAUCACAUUUUAGUUUAAUUAUUUUGCAGCUUAAUAUUCAUUAAAUAUUCUCAUUUCAGAAAAGCCUUGUUGUGCAAUCUUUCUUUAGUUAAAUCUUCACUUGUGGUUCUGUAAUAGUCCAUUUAUUUGUGUUUAUUUAUGACUGUGUGUUAGCUGGAAAAAAGAAAAUGAAGUUAUGAAUUUUGACUUCUGAUGAACAAUGUUACAAUCCUUGACUAAUCUGUACCAAGGUAAUGCAUGUACAGUAUUAAGCACAGCUAGUUUUAACUGCUGUUCUUAUUUAACCAAAGAAUGCUUCAUUUCUAAAGUAAUUUUCAUCAUUUACUUGUCUGUACUGUUUAUGGAUGUGUAUUGCACUUUACAAUGUAUUUUGACUUGUAAAGAUAAUGAAUGUUGUUAACAAAUUAUCCAUCAAGCAUUAAAUGCAAAUAAAUAGCAAA
Molecule: messenger RNA, 5567 nt
Organism: Malaclemys terrapin pileata
Lineage: Eukaryota; Metazoa; Chordata; Testudines; Emydidae
Gene: CREG2
Product: cellular repressor of E1A stimulated genes 2
Exons: 4
Coding region: 1-885 (294 amino acids)
Source: RefSeq, a predicted model, not a curated record